UAGGUAAAGCAGAGGAGCAUAAAGAAUUAGGUUAAGUUAGGUUAGGUAUCUGCAAAUAAUCACGUGGGGAUCCUUCCAUAUAUUUAUUAUUACUCCGUUCGAGACGAUGGAUGAUAAUAAUUUUAUGCAACUUAAAAUAGUCACUUGUCAAACGAAAGAUUCGAAUUCGAUUCCCGAUUCUACUACUUAUAUUCAAAAAUUUCAGAAGGAAAAACCUUUUGUUCUGUGACAGAACUGAAUACUCAAAUAUAAACAAAUCCAAGUGAAAAUAGAAAUCCAAGAAAAAAGGGGAAAAAAUGUUAUGUCCGGAGACAUGGAACUUUCAACCACCACCACAUCAUAUCUUUGUAAAUAUAGUGGAUUUUAGAAAGACAAAUAUACCUGCAGUGGUAAAGAAUCAUUAUUUUAAUCAUUCGAUAUCUAUAGUGCUUCCUGACACUGUUACUAUUCCUCAAAGUUUACACAAUUGCCUGUCAAAAGAUACAGAUUAUUAUCGAAUAAAUAAUCUGUGCAUAAGUGAUCUUUUAAACAUAGAGUUUAUUGAAGCUUUUGUUAAAAAAGGAGAAAUUAACAUUUUGACAAUAGAAAACAGAAUAGAUUUACAGAAUUCCAUUUGUGUAACUCCAACUGGGCACUUAGUGCUCUCUUUAUUCACAGAUGAUUACCAUGCACUUGGUUUGGAAGGAAAGCCCUCUGCUUUCAGCCACAAGCCGCAUACACGUUACAUGGUGGAUAUUGAUUUAACAAGCGAAACUUUUGUUCCUGGUAAGAAGAAUUACGACAGAGUUCGAAUAGCGUUGGAGGAACGACUUACACAGAAAUUUGAUGUUAUAAUAUCGUGGGAUUCAUCAAAUAUCAAUAUAUGCCCAUCGUCCGUAGCAGCCUGGUUUCACGCACGCAAUUAUAAUGUUUAUCUAUGCCGCCAGAAAUUUUCCCAAAGGACCAAAUAUUCAUUAGCAAUACCUGUUUACGAAGAUAAACAUAAUAAUAAAUGUAAGACUGAUAGCGACUUUUUUGAAUGGCUUGGAGUCUUCAACAUUGAUGGUGAUCUAUCUAUCAAGGAAGAGGAUUAUGCAAACACAUAUCGGUGUCCUUCUCCUUCUAUUCAAGUUGGACAGGUGCAGUAUUUACAGUGGAGUGGAUUCUUUACGCGAAGAAAGAUACAGAAAGCAUACGAUGCGUUAAAACAGUAUGCUUUAUCGCGAAAUACUUUGCCGUGGAUCAGUUUAGACGUACAAGGAUUUGCGGACAGUCCUAUCAGUUUUAAUUUGAAAGAACACAUGUUUUUCACUGACGGAGAUAAUAGUUACACUAUUAUAUUUCGAUCUAAAGGUGAAGCUGUUGUACGAACAAGUUUAAGCUCUAACAAUAAUAAGAUAAAGAAUAAUUAAACCGCUUGCGUAAAUUACACAAAUAAGUGGAAAAGCUCCAAUUACUGGAUUUUAAUAGUCUAAUAAUAUAUUUUGUACGUAAAUUUCAAAUACAUUUUCAGUAUUGUAAACUACUGCGUACCAAACACAGACUUGAAACGCCAUCAUAAACUGAAGUUAGAAAUAAUAUCAUAUAAUCAUUAAAUAUUACCACAUACUUUGAUAGUCGAAUUGGUAUGACGUCUGUCACAGUAGGAAGUUCCAGGUUUGUAUUAUAAGAUAUUUUUUAUACAAAUUCUUUACAGUGUUCUGUACUCUGUCUAGCGAAAGAACAUAAUCGGAGCGUAUAAACAAGCAGAAUGUGGAGAGUGUAACACAUCGUAUUGCUAAAUAUCUAGUAAAUACGCCACGGAAAGGGACUUUCUUAUGUGAAGCAGAUGUGUUUUCAUUCGCUCAAAUUAUAUUCUCUCAUUGAACAGAGUAUAAGUAGAACAUCAAAAUCAAACAAAAGAAAUAUUUAUUUUUGUAUUGUAUAAGGAGUCGGAUUGUAAGGAGAAACUUUUUAAAUAAAUCACUAUAUAUAUCAA
Monomorium pharaonis (pharaoh ant) is the source of this 1957-nucleotide messenger RNA. Its product is annotated as ribonuclease P protein subunit p40. Gene Ontology annotation, biological process: endonucleolytic cleavage in ITS1 to separate SSU-rRNA from 5.8S rRNA and LSU-rRNA from tricistronic rRNA transcript (SSU-rRNA, 5.8S rRNA, LSU-rRNA); tRNA 5'-leader removal; tRNA 3'-end processing. The record is from RefSeq and is a predicted model, not a curated record. Gene Ontology annotation, molecular function: ribonuclease P activity; ribonuclease MRP activity. The coding region runs from base 297 to 1391 and encodes 364 amino acids. Lineage: Eukaryota; Metazoa; Arthropoda; Insecta; Hymenoptera; Formicidae. Gene Ontology annotation, cellular component: ribonuclease MRP complex; multimeric ribonuclease P complex. The transcript is spliced from 7 exons.